CCUUCCACUCCUAGGGCGAUUCCCCUUAAGCCAUGACCGGUAGGUUAAGCCCUCAGUCCGCGUCCUUGCAGAGGCUUCAUUGCUUAUAUAUAAUAGAAACAAGCAGAAAUUGCCAAUUUUCUCCAACUUCAUGCGAUCCAACGCGAUUCUUUAAAUGAAAGAAAGAAAGAAUGCUUCUUUCUUGAAGCGUGUAUUGGUGAAUUGCAGUUCGCAGGUGAAAGAAUAUGGGAACUGCAUUGCACAAAAGGUCCCAGAGAUUGAACAUGGCAUGUGUUUAAAGGAAUUUCUUGCGCUGAAAUCAUGCAUGCAGAACAUGAUUAGAAACAAAGCAUAAGAUUUGAAAAUAACUGGGGCAAAUUCUGCUGACCUCUAUCAUCAAACUUGGAGAUCUGGAAUCAGCAUCAGGUUUGGUGAAAAUUUUUCUUUUCUUGUGCUACUUGUUGGCUGCAGUUUUUACCCUAAAGUUGAUUACUGAAGACGUACAGACUAGACAGCCAAAAGUUGAAUAACUGAAGCUAUAGACCAGGGAAAAAAGGACAUGUUAGGGAAAGUAUCUUGUGAUCAACCUCGGGCAGGUUUGUCUGGUUCAGGGGCUCUCUCUCAUGUUUAUAUUCAGCAUCCACCCCUACGAUGCAGCAUUCCUGAAACACAAGGGCUCUAUUAUGAUGAUGGAAAUAAGUUAAUUCUUGCCCCAACAUGUGAUCAGGUUUUAUCAUGGAACAUUGGUCCAUCUAGUCAGCUUGAUCCACCAAACUCUGAUUCAAUCAGUGAAGGGCCUGUUUUAUCUAUUCGAUAUUCUCUGGAUAAAAAGGUCAUAGGGAUCCAGCGAUCAAAUCAUGAGAUUCAAUUUAAAAAUAGGGAAACUGGUGAGACUUUUAGUCGAAGAUGCAGACAAGAUUCUGAAAGCAUACUUGGCUUUUUCUGGACAGACUGCCCAUCUUGUGACAUCAUAUUCAUAAAGACAAGUGGUAUGGACUUGCUUUCCUAUGAACCCGAGUUAAACACCCUUCGUUUGGUGGAGGCAAAAAGAUUCCAUGUUUGCUGGUAUGCCUACACGCAUGAAAGCCGGCUGGUUCUUCUUGCUUCUGGAAUGCAGUGCAAUAUCUUCUCCGGAUAUCAGUUUUCAUCUGGAGGGAUCAUUCGCUUGCCUAAGUUUGAGAUGACAAUGGCUAAAGCUGAGGCAAACCACAAACCUGUUCUCGCUGCAGAUGACAUUCAUAUUGCUACUAUCUAUGGUAGGAUAUAUUGCCUGCAACUUGAUAGGGCUGGCAUGCUGCUUAACUUGUAUAGGUUCUACCGUGAUGCAGUUGUUCAACAGGGAACUCUACCAAUUUACUCAAGCAGAAUUGCAGUCAGCGUGGUUGAUAAUGUGCUUUUGGUUCAUCAAGUUGAUGCAAAAGUUAUCAUACUUUAUGAUAUAUUUCUAGAUUCCCUAGCACCAAUAUCUGCUCCGCUUCCCCUUCUAUUGAGGGCCACUUCCAGCAGUGGCAGGCAAACACUGCAAGCAGAUGAGAAUCUAACUGCCACAUAUGGGGGAACGAUCUAUGGAGAGAGUUGGACUUUUCUUGUCCCUGACCUUAUUUGUGAUGUUAAUAAUGGUCUGUUGUGGAAAAUAUGUUUGGAUCUAGAGGCAAUUGCUGCUAGUAGUUCAGAUAUUCCUUCAGUUCUAGACUUUUUGCAGCGUCGAAGGUCUCAACCUGGCAUGAUUAAGAGGUUAUGCCUGGCCAUAUUGCGUACCAUUAUCCUGGAAAGAAGACCAAUAUCAAUGAUUGCAAGGGCAAUAGAUGUAAUUGUCACUUCUUAUUCCCACUUAGUUAAAAUGGGAAGUGCUCUUUUGGGAGGAGAAAGUGUAAGCCCAGUACAAACCGAACAUUCUGGAAGCCAGCAUGGAGUCAACUCUGUGUUAGCAUCUGAAGAGCCUACGACUAGAAUAGUGAAUCGUGGAAAAUCCAUCAGAGAAGAGUCUUUAACUGGAGCAGAGAAUGAACAACAACAAUCUACAGCACCAUCUAAACCUAAACAAUCAUCAUUUCAUUCAGUUUCUGAUUCUGAGGGUGAUGCAAAUAUGGAAGCAGUGGGGACCAGUUUAGGAGACAUGUCUCUUGCUAAGUCUUCAUCAGGUGAUUUACAUGCUUCAGUUGCUAGAGAGCAGAUGAGGAAAGCCACAGGUGAACAGAAUUCAGAUGCUGAUUUUGAACAAUCGCCAUUACAAUCAGAAAGACCUGAACAAAGCAGAACUCUGUCAGAUCCUUAUGUUUCUAAUCAGCAGGGAUCUCAAUUAACAAGUGGAGCAAUUUCACCAGAUGAAAUGUACAACUUCGUCUUUGCACUUGUUGAAGAUGAAAUGGGAGGUGAUCCAGGUUACUUGGUUGCAACUAUGGUAGAGUUCUUAAGGAGUGUUUCAAAGGAAAGGCUCAAAGUUCAUCCUAAGCUUUAUGUGAUGAUGAUCCAACUGCUAGCCCGCACCAAUCGUUAUGCUGAACUUGCACUGUUUAUAAGAAACAAGAUCAUAGAGCCCUCUAAAGACGUUGCUUUUCAACUCUUAGAGUUGGGUCAUGAAAAUUUACCUAUUCGAAAGCUGGGUUUAGAUAUGCUUAGGCAGCUCUCACUGCAUCAUGAUUAUGUGACUGAACUAUUGCAAGAUGGACAUUACCUUGAAGCUCUACGCUAUGCCAGAAAAUACAAGGUUGUCACAGUGCGACCGUCCUUGUUUCUUGAAGCAGCAAUUGCCAACAACAAUCCACUACAUGUUGCAGCGGUGCUCAGGUUUUUCUCAGAUUUUACACCUAGCUUCAAGAGCACAUCAGAUUUCGAUAGGUAUCACCAGAUUCUAAUAGAGAUGAGUUGAUUCUGUUCUUUUUUGAGACGUGAGUUGAUCGUGUUUAUUAUGAAUCAUGUAAUGAUGAAAAACAGUUCUAUUAUUUCCUGAAAAGCCCUCCAGUAAUCUGUUUCUCAAGGUAACUAGAUAUUAUUUGGACCUUUGGAAUUUUAUGCCUGCCUUAUGGGAA
This is a messenger RNA of Elaeis guineensis (African oil palm), 3008 nucleotides long. RefSeq lists its product as uncharacterized. Lineage: Eukaryota; Viridiplantae; Streptophyta; Magnoliopsida; Arecales; Arecaceae. The record is from RefSeq and is a predicted model, not a curated record. Gene Ontology annotation, cellular component: Mon1-Ccz1 complex; lysosomal membrane; late endosome membrane. Gene Ontology annotation, biological process: regulation of autophagy.